Molecule: messenger RNA, 1054 nt
Organism: Helobdella robusta
Lineage: Eukaryota; Metazoa; Annelida; Clitellata; Rhynchobdellida; Glossiphoniidae
Exons: 6
Coding region: 62-1054 (330 amino acids)
Cellular component (GO): membrane
Molecular function (GO): phosphatidylinositol bisphosphate binding
Source: RefSeq, a predicted model, not a curated record
AACAUUUGGAUUUUUAUUUUUUACUCAACCAAAUUCAAUUUGAAAUUAGAGUUUGAGAAAAAUGUCUUCAGCAAGCAGUCGAACACCAGAGAUUCAGCAGUACAACUGUACGUUGAGUCCGACACUAAUUGAAAAGGCAGAGAAGGAGUUAAAUGAGAAAGCUCAGUGGAGAGAUAGAGAUAUCCAGGCUCUCAGGGAUAUGGUGGUUGCUAAUAAAGCCUUAAAAUGUCCACUAGAUGGUGGCCAUUUGAUAAAAUUUCUGAGAGCUCGAAAGUUUGACUAUGAGAGAGCCUACAACCUCCUAAUUAGUUACUACACAGCUCGAGCAAACAGCUCACAGUACCUGAAAGAUUUAGUCCCCAGCAUGUGCAAAGAACUACUAGAUUGUGGAAUUACUUGCAUGUUCCCUAAUAAGGAUUCACAGGGAAGAAGGAUUAUGUAUAUUAGACCAGGCAAAUGGAACCCAGCUAGCAUGCCAAUGAUGGAGAUUUUAAAAGUUAACAUGCUAUCUCUAGAGAUGGUUAUCAAGGAGGAAGAUACUCAAGUCAAUGGUGUCAUAUGCAUAGCCAACAUGUCAGACAUGACAAUGGAUCAUGUCAAAAAUUUCGACAGAAAUUAUAUCAAAAUUAUGAGCAGCAUAAUUCAAGAUGCCUUUCCAAUGCGUUUCAAAGGCUUUCACUUCAUCAACGAGCCAACAGUAUUUGGCUACUUGUUCUCCCUUGUUAAGCCAUUCUUGAAGGAGAAGAUUGUUCAGAGAUUAAACUUCCACGGUUCAUCCCUCGAUAGCCUUCACAAGGUCUUCGAUAAGAGGUAUCUACCCAAAGAAUUGGACGGCGACCUUCCACCUGGUGACGAGAUUGCUCAAGUGAUAUUCUUUCAUUCCUUCAUUUAUUUCUUCAUUCAUGCGAUUAUUCAUCUAUUUUUUUUACACUCAGUGAUUUAUUCAUUCAUUCGUUCAUUCAUUCAUUCAUUUAUUCAUUCAAUCAAUCAAUCCGCUACAAACAGCUGUGGAAACACACGCUCCUGGCGAACGAUUCGAUAUUCGAAGAAAUGA